GAAGAAUGGACCUGAAGUGGUUAAUUUUUCCGUAAGGCGGUCUGCAUAUCGAGGACAACUUCCAUUUUUAACAAGUUCUUAGACGCAUAUUGGCGUCGUUUCCUAAAGAUCUAGGAGAGAUCGUAAUCCAGUUUUAUCGAAUCCAGAUAAUAUGCCAGCUGGAGAUAUGGAGUCAGAAUACUCAAUUGGAGUAAAUAAUAGAUUUAAUGGUAUUGAUAAUGAUAUCAUAGAUGAUCCUUUCGAGUUAAUUCGAGUAGCCCAAGAAAAGCCAUCUAAAAAAGAAAAAGAGGUUAAAGGCAAGGGCAAAAAGGAUGCUGCAAAGAAAUCUAAAGAUUCAAAACCAGCUAAAGUGGAGACUGUUGCUCCAAUUGAGACUGCCGAGAAACCUAAAAAUGAGUCCUCUGAUAGACGCGGGGGUCGCGGAGGCGGUCGUGGUCGUGGAAAUGGUCGUGGUGGUUUCAAAUCCACAGAUUCUCCUGCUGAAGGUGGUCGUAAAGGUUUUGGUGGUGACAACUCAGCUCCAAAAAAUGAGACUUCAAAAGGAGCAUGUAGGAGAUGUAACGAAGAGGGACAUUUUGCUAAAGACUGUACUCAAGCCCCUGCAUCUAAUGGUGGGAAUAAAGGAGCUUGUCAUAAAUGUGGUGGUGAAGGACAUUUUGCAAGGGAGUGUCCUAAUACUGAAACUGCUCCAAGAAGUGGGGCUUGUCAUAAGUGUGGUGAAGAAGGGCACUUUGCUCGGCAAUGUCCAAAAUCUGGUCCACCUGGAGGUGGAGCAUGUAGAAAAUGUAAUGAGGUUGGUCAUUUUGCUCGUGAAUGUCCUCAAAAUCAAAAUGGCACAGAUUCUAGCUCUGGUUUUGGUGCUCCAUCUAGUAGUAGUGGUUUUGGUGCACCAUCAAGUGGUUUCGGUGCACCAUCAGGUGGCUUUGGUGCACCAACAGGUGGCUUCGGUGGUUCUGUAGGAUUUUCUGAUUCAGCUACAGAUAAAGGAUUUGGAGGUUCUGAUUCGAAUAAUGAAAGCCGUGGUGGACGUGGCGGUUUUCGAGGAAGAGGAAGAGGUCGUGGUGGACGUGGUGCAAGUCGUGGACGUGAGUUUGAUAGAAAAAGUGGCAGUAACAAAAGCAGUUCAGUUAAGCCAACCGAAAAACGUGACGGUUCUGGUGCUUACAAUUGGGGCACUCCUGGAGAAGAUAAUGCAGGUGAAGAGCCACAGGCUGUUGUUAGUGCACCCCAAUCAGAUGGUGAAGCACAAGAGCAAGGUGUUGAAUCCAGUGAAGAAAAUAAAGAAAAUACUCCUGAGAUGACCUAUGAAGAAUAUAAAAAGCAACUUGAGGAAAGCCGUUCAAAACCACAAUACAAUCUGAGAAAAGCUAAUGAAGGUGUAAAGGUUCUUAAAGGCAAACCACUUAAGAAGCCAUCUGAUGAAGAGAAUGAGGCAGAUGGGUCAUUGUUUUUUCCCAAGAAGUAUUACGAAGAAAAAUUAAAGACUUCAGGAAGAGUCAAGGAACACAUGAACUUGGAAUUUCAAUUUGCUGUUGGUGAAAAUCGUCAUCUUGAGGAUAGAAGUAGACGAGGACGUGGUGGAAGAGGAGGACGCGGUGGUGGACGUGGCGGAAGAAAAGAAGACGGCGGGUAUGCAUCAAAUUCCAACAUACAAUUAGAAAGCAAGGACGAAUUUCCAUCCUUGGGAUAAAUUUAUCUGGAUUUGAUUCUACUGGAUUACUAUAAACUUAUACCAAUCAACAAAUCACUAAUACAGUUAGCUAGAUCAGUCUAAUGGAAUAAUGUUAUCUCCACUAAAAACUGUAAAAUGUCGUUAUAGUUGCGAUAUAUAAUUAUGCAACUAUUGCACGUAUGUUUGAACUGGUAGCGCAGUACUUCUAAUCGUGAUUGUUCCGUUCUGAUUGUAAAUAAUUCCAUUUUCAUUUACGCAGCUACUUUUCAUAGGUUCUUUUUGAUACAUCUUAUGAAAUGUC
This is a messenger RNA of Hydra vulgaris (swiftwater hydra), 1973 nucleotides long. RefSeq lists its product as uncharacterized. NCBI's taxonomy places the organism in Eukaryota, Metazoa, Cnidaria, Hydrozoa, Anthoathecata, Hydridae. The record is from RefSeq and is a predicted model, not a curated record. Gene Ontology annotation, cellular component: nucleus; cytoplasm. Gene Ontology annotation, molecular function: RNA binding; zinc ion binding.